AUUUCCUAACCGAGAGACUUGACUGCCUUUGCUGUUUUCUACCAAUUGACCAAUCAGUUGACUUUGGACUAUCCGCGAACUCGAUCGAUUAUUAUAACACAAACUAGCAGGAAUGGCCAGCUUUGAACCUACCGAGCACCAGCAUACGCGUUACAAUCCUCUGAAUGGGCAAUGGAUUCUGGUUAGUCCACAUCGCAUGAGGCGCCCAUGGUCCGGACAGGAAGAGCAUCCACAACUACUCGAUAUACCCGAGUUUGAUCCAACCAAUCCCUUAUGUCCUGGUGUUACCCGUUCCAAUGGAAGCAAAAAUCCUAUUUACACUUCUACAUUCGUUUUCACGAAUGACUUUCCGGCAUUGCUAGAGGACGUACCUUUGCCGCCGGAGAGCGAUGAUCCCUUGUUUCAAACCGCUGGGGCCCGUGGAACUUGCAGGGUGAUGUGUUUUCUCCCCAAGUCCAAUAAGACCCUUCCGGUUAUGACACCGAAGGAAAUCCGAACUGUCAUUGAUGCUUGGAUAGCGGAAUUCAAAACACUGGCCAGCAAGUACACCUGGGUACAGAUUUUCGAGAACAAGGGUGCCAGUAUGGGUUGCUCGAACCCUCAUCCGCAUUGUCAGAUUUGGGCAUGUUCGUUUUUCCCCAAUGAACCCCGCAUAAAGGAUGAAAAGUUACGGGAAUAUUACCAGAAGCAUGGCACUGCAUUGCUCGAUGACUAUGCCAAUAAGGAGAUAACGAAAAAGGAACGGGUUGUCAUCGAAAAUGUGGAUUGGUUGGUGGUUGUACCAUUUUGGGCUAGUUGGCCUUUCGAGACAAUGAUCAUCUCACGUAAUGGAAAUCGCCGAAUUUCUGAUCUUAGCUUGCAGCAAAUCAAUAACUUGGCUAUUGUCAUCAAGGAAUUAACCACAAAAUACGACAACCUGUUCAAGUGUUCAUUCCCGUAUAGUAUGGGCUGGCAUGGGGCACCAACGGGAGAUUUAACCAGUCAAAACGAUAAGCACUGGACUCUGCAUGCUAUCUAUUAUCCGCCGUUGCUCCGUUCGGCCACAGUGCGGAAAUUUAUGGUGGGAUUCGAAUUGCUUUGUCAGCCUCAAAGAGAUCUCACACCCGAACAAGCGGCCAGUAGAUUACGCGAGCUCUGUGGCAAAAAACAUUACACCGAACAUAUUUAGGCUUUCUCAGUAGAUUGAAGGAUUAUCGGUGUAUUGGAAUGGUGUUGUUUAUUUUCAAUCGAUCAUCCGUUCGAAGUGCUAGAAUAUUGGUUUGUAGUUCAUGUAGCAAAGAUGCAACAUUGUAGCGUAGCCUAUGGAACAUUGAUACACUCAGCUCAAAGCUCAGGAAUUCUCCAUCGGUUUUCUGGAUGUGAAGAAUGAUGGUUGGGUGCCGUGACGAUGAUCUACAAGUAGAUAAUAAAUGACUCUUGUUUGUAAUUACAAUAAAGGGGUUAUUCAACUAA
Molecule: messenger RNA, 1452 nt
Organism: Ochlerotatus camptorhynchus
Lineage: Eukaryota; Metazoa; Arthropoda; Insecta; Diptera; Culicidae
Gene: Galt
Product: Galactose-1-phosphate uridylyltransferase
Exons: 4
Coding region: 113-1168 (351 amino acids)
Biological process (GO): beta-D-galactose catabolic process via UDP-galactose, Leloir pathway
Cellular component (GO): cytoplasm
Molecular function (GO): zinc ion binding; UDP-glucose:hexose-1-phosphate uridylyltransferase activity
Source: RefSeq, a predicted model, not a curated record